UGCACCAUUAGAUAUGCAUCAAUGGCAGUUUUAGGGUACUUAAUGUUUGGGUCAACAAUUUAGUCACAAAUAACUUUAAACCUCCCAAAAAAACUUAGCUCAAAAAUCGCAAUAUGGACCACCCUUGUCAAUCCACCACCCAAAUAUGCUUUAAUGGUUACACCAAUAAUAUAUUCAGCCAAAAAUUGGUUUCCAAAUCACUGCAAUAACGGGCACUUCGACCUUCUCCUCAGUUCUAGCUUGGUAAUCAGCAGUGUUGUAGUAGCUUUGGCGGUUCCCUUUUUCGCAUAUCUCGUGUCACUGGUUGGAGCAUUUUUGAGUGUAUCAGCUUCACUUCUAUUCCCAUGCUUUUGCUACCUUAAAAUUUCAGCUACGUACCGAAAUCUCGGAUGUGAGAUGUUGAUUAUAGGGUUCAUUAUUUUAAUGGGAGCUGCAGUUAUGAUUCUUGGUACUUACACAGCUGUAUCAGAAAUAAUAGAGCAUUUGUAAAUUGAUG
This is a messenger RNA of Prunus persica (peach), 496 nucleotides long. RefSeq names its product proton-coupled amino acid transporter 1. NCBI's taxonomy places the organism in Eukaryota, Viridiplantae, Streptophyta, Magnoliopsida, Rosales, Rosaceae. Gene Ontology annotation, cellular component: plasma membrane. The record is from RefSeq and is a predicted model, not a curated record.